AUGAUAAAUAUCUAAAGAUCCAUUAAAUUAAACGAAAAAUACUAGUAAGCAGAGUAAUAUUCUAAAAAAUUAGAAGGCAUAUCUAGAAUUACUAACUGGCAUGAAACAAAAGUUAAAUAUGAUAAUGCUAAUUAAAAUAAAUAUGCCAGAAAGAUGAUUGAUUAGGAAAUGAAAUAUGCUUUAAAAGAAGUCAAAAUGGUUAGAAACGUCAAGCUAAAAGAACUAUACGAAUAAGAAGCUAAGCAAUGGGAAUAAGAAUUAUCUUAGAAAGGAUUAGCAAUUUAUAAACAUAAGCAUUGA
This is a messenger RNA of Tetrahymena thermophila SB210, 300 nucleotides long. RefSeq lists its product as hypothetical. NCBI's taxonomy places the organism in Eukaryota, Ciliophora, Oligohymenophorea, Hymenostomatida, Tetrahymenidae. The transcript has a single exon. The record is from RefSeq and is a predicted model, not a curated record.